AUGGCACUCGCCGGCGGGAUGCCGCUGGGGCGCGAGGGCCCCUUCGUCCACGUCGCCGUCUGCAUCGGCGCGCAGCUGCUGGGCUUCUGCCAGCUUCUCCGCAGCGCCGGCGCCCGGGAGCACCUGCUGCAGGCCGCGGUGGCCGUGGGCGUGGCUGUGACGUUCACCGCGCCCAUCGCCGGGCUCGUCUUUGCGAUGGAGCUGAUGAUGCCACAUCUCUACGACAACGGGAUGAAGCGAAUCAGCUUCCUGGCCUCAGCCAUAGGCACGCUGGUCUUCAAGACCUUCUACAUGUGGGCCGGGCCGGGCACGCUGCUCCCACUGGUGUCCUCCGACAUGCGGGCAUCAGAUUCGGGCUCAGCGGCUACGGCGACCGUGCAAGAGUGGUUGCUCGUCACUGCCUGCAGUGGCGUGCUUGGGCUUCUGCAGGGGCUUCUGGGCGGUUUCUUUGUCCGCUUCCACGAGUGGAUGACGGUCGUCGUCAAGGCACUGCGUGGCAAGCCGUUAGUGCCAGACUGGCCAGACAAGAGCUCGCUGGGGUGGGACAUGUUGCUGCUCGCUGUGCUCGCCCUGGUCGGGGCUGUGCUGCAGCUCGUGCCCGAGUGUCCGCUCUUUGGCAUGGCUCCUGGUGGGGCAAUGUCGAAGCACCUGUUCAGCGUGAACAGCUUCGCCGACACCGACUUGGUCGUCCUUCUCUGCGUCUUUGUUGUGCGGUGGGUCCAGUGUAGUGUCUGCCUGAGCAUGCCCGUGCCCUCGGGCUGCAUCGCGCCGAUGCUGAUGCUGGGAGGCAUCAGCGGGAGGAUCUACGGCCGCGUCGCGGCCGAGGUGCUCUGUCCACGGAUCGGAUGUAGCGAGGGCAGCCUCACCUUCCAGAGCGCGAACCACCUGGCGGCCUAUCUCGCAGUGAUCGGCGCCAGCUCCUUCUCCUCUGCAGUCUGUGGGUGCCUCUCCAUCGUCAUCGUGAUGUACGAGCUGAUCGACCUCCCAAGGGAUGCCAUCGUCCCCCUGGCACUCGCGCACAUCAUCGCGAACUGGGUUGCUCGGAACGUGAUGGACACGUCCUCCAUAUUCGGAUUCGACGCACCCCUGAAGUUGGCGAAGCUCAAGGCACUGCCCGUGCUCAAUGCGUCCAAGGCGUGCCUGAAGAGCGUCUCCUCGCGCAUGCGGAGCAUGGACCAGGUGAGGGCGUUCGUGGUGCCCCGCCAGUGCACCAGCCAGGAUCUCCAGAAUCUGCGGGGCCAGCUCGAGCUCGCGCGCGCCAGGGACGAGUCGCCGCCGUCGGCGCUGCCCAUUGUGGAGCGCCUGCCGUCCUUGCCCUCGGGUGGGGAGUGCUGCGCCCUGCUUGGCGUGAUACCGGCCUCGUCGCUGGACCGCCUCGCCGCGGCCGUGGCACGACGCGAGGCUCCCGGCGCCGACGUGCCGAGCGCCGCGAGCUCGCUCGCGGCGGACGCGCUGGUCCUGGCCGGCCGGCACGGCCUGCUGGAGGAGCCGCUCGUGGUGAGCCCCUGGAUCUCUCUGCGGGACGCCUACAUCAAGGCGCAGAUGGAGUAUUUCCCACAGGGCGCAACUUUCAUGGUCCGGGACGGCGGCUUCUUGGUGGGGCUGCUGACGCAGGACGACCUGCUGGGCGUCUGA
This is a messenger RNA of Prorocentrum cordatum, 1635 nucleotides long. Lineage: Eukaryota; Dinophyceae; Prorocentrales; Prorocentraceae. The record is from the annotation of a GenBank genome assembly.